Molecule: messenger RNA, 513 nt
Organism: Larimichthys crocea (large yellow croaker)
Lineage: Eukaryota; Metazoa; Chordata; Actinopteri; Sciaenidae
Product: L-selectin-like
Exons: 3
Coding region: 34-513 (159 amino acids)
Source: RefSeq, a predicted model, not a curated record
UGCACUGGAAUAAUAACUGCUCAAAAAUCAGAAAUGAAUUCCUUCAAGACCCUGUUUCUCCUCUCCGUCGGAUAUCACUUGAACUCCUGCUCUCAGUUCCUCCCACGAAAGUACUACUACAUUGAUAUGAAAAUGAGCUGGACCGAUGCUCGGCAUGUCUGCAGAGAGAACUACACUGACCUGGCGACCUUCGAAAACAUGGAUGACAUAAACAGCCUCGAGCCGACCUUUAGCUAUGAACUGGCAUGGAUAGGACUGUGGGAUGAUCCACAAUCCUGGAAGUAUGCUAUGGGCAGUGAAUCCAACUCCUGGAGAUGGUCAGCAACUAAUGAAACAAGCAAAACCGGUUACAGCAACUGGAUGACAAAUGAACCACAACAUGCCGGAAGUAGCGAAACCUGUGUGGCAAUGACCACUGAUGGAAAAUGGAAUGAUCGGAAUUGUGAAAUAGGCGACUAUUUUAUUUGUUAUACUGGUAAGAAAAAAAUCUUGUUCAUGGAUUUAACUUACUGA